GACAGUCGCUGCUGACCGUUUCGACUGCAGUCCGGUCUUGUCUUCCUCGUCGCUUUUCUUUUCUCGUAGUUUUUUCCUCAGCGACUCAGCCAGUCCUGCUUCAGAAGCCUUUUUUCCUGAGGUGCUGAUUUUGAGGAAGUUUAAUCCUGUUCUGAGAUUCCCCCAGAAACAAAAAAGACUGUCUUUGAAUAAGGUCAGCAAAGAUGUCCAAUGACCCUCCCCCUCCCUAUCCUGGGGACCCCUCAGCUCCCCUUUUGGAGGAGAAGACUGGAGGCCCACCUGGCACAGGCAGAGCAUCACCAGCGAUGGUUCAACCCCCUGGCAUACCCCUGCCUCCACCAGACAUCGGGCCUCCUCCAUAUGAGCCACCACUUCACCCUCAACCAAACUUUGUUCCUCCCCACUUGAAUGCAGAUGGUACUUACAUGCCCCCAGGCUUCUAUCCACCUCCUGGCCCCCACCCUCCUAUGGGCUACUACCCCACAGGUCCUUAUCCAGGCCCUGGGGGCCACACAGCCACCGUCCUCGUCCCCUCAGGGGCUGCUACCACAGUGACUGUGUUGCAGGGAGAAAUCUUUGAGGGUGCACCUGUGCAGACUGUGUGUCCUCACUGCCAGCAGUCUAUCACCACCAAGAUUUCUUAUGAGAUUGGCCUGAUGAACUUUGUACUAGGCUUCUUCUGCUGCUUCAUGGGGUGUGACCUGGGCUGCUGCUUGAUCCCCUGCCUGAUUGAUGACUUCAAAGAUGUGACACACACCUGUCCCAACUGCAAAGCCUACAUCUACACGUACAAGCGCCUGUGCUAACGGAGACCACCCGGGAGCUGGGACCCGGGAUUACCAUCUCUCCUUUUUGCUUGUCAAUCCUUACCCUGUGCUUUGUUUUCCUGCUCGGCAGUAGCUUCUCCCUUUUUCCUCCAUAGGUUGGAAGCAGGGAACUCCUGUCCUCUCUGGUCUGUCCAGCCCAGGGAUCUCUGUAUCUAUCCUGGUUUAGGGUUUGGCAGAUCAGAAGUUUAGUGUCAGUGGGGUGGGGGGAAGUGACAAGCAUGUUAUUUUGGAUAUUGAUAUUUUGCUUAUUAGUAUAUGUAAUCAGGAUUUCGAGAGUGAACUAACUGUCCAGUAGCAGAGGUACUCUCCCCAUUGAAAGUUUCCAGAUCCUUUCAUUGUGUUAUUAGAGGUAUUGAUUCUUUAAUAUUUGCAUCCUUGGGAAUCAGAAAACCUCGAUCCUGGAAUAGUAGUUUGUUUCGUGGGGCCUCUGGGAUAACAGUUCCUCUUCCUACUCCCAUAUCCCUAUGCCUUCUACAGUAACAAUUACCUUCUAUUACCAGUUUGCCCUGACACUAUUGCAUGUCUGUUUUGAUGCUUUCCAUUACUACGGAAUAGCCCAAGGCGGGAUGCUACUGCCACUAGUCAGACAUGGGAUGUUGACCUUGGUGGUGUUGAGGCAUGGAAGGGAGCCCUUGUUUAUUGAGAAACCAAGGGGCAAGGUGGUCAUGGAGAACACACUGCAAGAAAAGGUACCCACCUUUUCAGUAGGCCAUCCUGUUUCUAAUUAUACUAGAGAGCUUUUAAGUUCCCAAUAGUCAAAUAACUGGGGUCACACAAACUUGUAGGAACUAGAUGCAUCACAAAGGACAGGAUUUCUGUUAAUAGGAAGAGAGAUGAAAGCACUGGCACUAGGAACUCUCAGGUAUCAUAAGCUUAGGCCAUGUCAAAGCUCCCAUCAGACUAAUUAGGAAAGAGUUGGUGAGGAAUGAAGAUCAAUGCUCAAGUAUGACACUGCCUUGGGACAAGACUAGAUGUCAAUUUAGAAAAAAUAGCAAGCAAAAUUGCACCCCAAACUUUUAGCAGAUGCCACUGGCACAUCGCCUUGGCUCCCUUUCCAGAAGUCCCAACAUUGUACCUGUGGAGCCCUGUUGAGCCUUGCUUCUAGGGAGAUGAGGGUGCAGUGGCAAUGGAGGACUUGGCUUGUUCCUUUUGGACUUUUCCCGGACUCUUCCUGGAAUUUGGCAUUUUUCACACCUGUCAUGAAAGGGGGACUGGGAAGAGGCCAGAAAGACUACUACUGUUCUAAACACUAUACUACCCCUACUUCCCAGACUUGGAAGUUUAUUGACUGGCCACUAGAUGGCACAUGCACAACAGGCUUUGUGUGAAUUGUUAUUUGCAGAGAUUAAUUUCCUUUAGGAACACUGUUUUUGCACUAAACCUUUUAAUGUCUGUUGUGUUUAGAGGCUUCAGUUGGAGAAAUCAUGUUAUUUAAUUUGGUUUAGGUAGGGAAUGAAGAGGCAAUAAUGGGUAAUGAGGCAGAGCCAACAUCUGAUUAAGCCCUGAUGUUGAAUGUAAGACUUGGGACUUGUGUCAUAAGCAUCACUACUGCUACUGUACCCCGUACCUGGUUUCUGCAAUUCAAAUGCAUGUCAUCCUAUUCAAUGUGAACCUGUUUGUUCUCAAGUCUUAGUUUAUCACAACAUUAAAUUGGCCCAUCUGCCCAACUUUCCCUGUCCCCUGGGCUUCCUUUGCCCUAUGUUGUUUGGAUUUUUAUUUUGCAUGUGAGCAGCAUUGGGGCCUGGAAUAUCCAAAACCUGUUUGGUCUCACUAAAGACUGAAGUCUUCAACCAUCAGCCACAGAAGAUUUUGGCUUCUAGAGAACAGUCCCUUGACCUAAGGGGACAGUUGAUUUUAGAAACAGUUCCAAAUUUUGCCUCUGACUAAUAGUGGUUAUGUGACUUUGGGCAAAUAAACACCCCUUAACCUCU
Molecule: messenger RNA, 2758 nt
Organism: Gracilinanus agilis (Agile Gracile Mouse Opossum)
Lineage: Eukaryota; Metazoa; Chordata; Mammalia; Didelphimorphia; Didelphidae
Gene: CDIP1
Product: cell death inducing p53 target 1
Exons: 6
Coding region: 204-806 (200 amino acids)
Biological process (GO): intrinsic apoptotic signaling pathway in response to DNA damage by p53 class mediator; tumor necrosis factor-mediated signaling pathway
Molecular function (GO): zinc ion binding
Source: RefSeq, a predicted model, not a curated record